AUGCAGUUCACCAUCAUCUCCAUCCUCACCACCCUGGCCGCCACGGCCAUCGCCGUCCCCGUCCCCGGCGAUUACCACCCCCCCUCCACGGCGAAGGUCAACUUCUUCGGUGCCGCGGACGCCUCCUUCUCCCAGUCCUUCAAGACCGAUGGCACUGAGGCCGAUAUCCACAACGUCCUGAGCGUGUCCAAGAUCUCUGUUCCUGCGGGUGUUACUUGCACCUUUAAUGGGAUUGAUGGGAGUGUGACUAAGGUUAGCAACCAGGCUCGCGUUGAUGUUGGUCCGCCACAGACGCAGGUUUCGGGUACUUGCUGGAACCUGUAA
Messenger RNA from Aspergillus ruber CBS 135680, 324 nucleotides. RefSeq lists its product as uncharacterized. The record is from RefSeq and is a predicted model, not a curated record. The coding region runs from base 1 to 324 and encodes 107 amino acids. NCBI's taxonomy places the organism in Eukaryota, Fungi, Ascomycota, Eurotiomycetes, Eurotiales, Aspergillaceae. The transcript is spliced from 2 exons.